UCGUUUUAGUUAGUAGUGAAAUGUAUUCCAUUAACAGUUUACAUAAUUAAGGAAAAAAUAUUAUAGAAGUCUAUAAUUUUCAAAAAUAAUAGAGAAAUAUUGUGAAGAAAUAUAUACGCAGAUAUUUCAAAGCGAGAAACUUAAUUAGAAGUUGAGAGAAUUAGGGAAAAGGAAUUUUUUUUAGAAAAAAAAAAAAAGAAAAAAAUAAGAUUAAAAAAAAAGAAAUAUAAAAAUAUUAAUGAAAUUUCGUGAUUCAUAUUGAAAAUUUGAUUUUCCAGUCAAUCACAUGCAAGCAUCGUGAAAUAAAAAAAAAGACAUUAGAACGUCAAAUUUCAGAUCAAACUUUUCAAAAUGACAACGUCAAUUAGCGAAAUUAUGCUUGUAUAACUUAUUCACACGCGAAUAAACAUAAAAUUAAUUUGAAAAAAAAAGGAAAGGAAAGAUAUACUUACACAUAUAGAACUCUUUUUGAGCCGAGCUUGAAUAUUAAUAAAAAAAAUGCAGCAAUUGAUUAGGCUGGCAAAUUUUCUUGGUAUUGAAGAAAAUCUAAGCUGGACAUUACUAAAGUCCAUAUAUUAAAAUUUUUAAAGGCAUUUUUCCUACCUUGUCUCUGGUGCUUCAUAUUCUGUAACCACAUCUUUGAAGAAGAUAAAUGUGUACGUCGCUCGUCGCUGCCCAAGAAUGCGAAAAAGUACAAUCGAUUCAGAAACGAAUUGCAUCUGGACCGCGGAGACUUCUACAUCCACGUUUCCGGUGUUCAACAAACUGAUUGGAUACCCUGUGAACAGUUUUGUUCACGUAGACGUGUUAAAAGAGAUAAAAAUAGGCGUUCUAUUUUUUUUAAAAGAGGUACAAUACAAUACGCUUCUUUCUUCCUUUUUUUUUUAUCUCAUUUUAUUCGAUAAAAAUUUUGAGAAAAUUUUAAACACACGCAAAUUCUUUUUUCUUUUUUUUAUUAUCUUUAUCACAGGUACGGCUCGUUUAAGGUGUACUGAAGGCACGUUUCGCGUGCAUAAUAUUUAUGGCGAUGGGAAUUGCAUGUUUCGAGCGAUUAGCUACAUUUUAUGGCGAAACGAGGAUGAACACCGAUACCUGCGUUCAAUGGUCGUGCAACACAUCAAGGAAAAUUGGCACGAGUACGGGCCUUUCGUGAUAGCUGAAUGGAACAUAUCGGAUAGACAAACUUAUGACAAUUACAUGAGCAUGGUGGGCACAUUUGCCAGUGAACUCGAAUGCACGGUGGCCACCAAGUUGUACGACAUGAAUCUGUCGAUUUAUCGCGAGAUAAACGACAGGCACGAGCUUAAACGAGUGUUUUACAAUCACGUUAGCUCUCAUUUCGAGACAGCUAGGCUUUUAUUCACUGGAAACUCGGACAGCGGUCAUUAUGACGUGCUGGUUCCCGAUUGACGAAUGUUUUUCGAGCAAGAAAAAAAAGAAAUAAAAAGAAAAAAAAAAAAAAAAAAAAAAA
Molecule: messenger RNA, 1471 nt
Organism: Apis mellifera (honey bee)
Lineage: Eukaryota; Metazoa; Arthropoda; Insecta; Hymenoptera; Apidae
Exons: 3
Coding region: 682-1410 (242 amino acids)
Biological process (GO): protein deubiquitination
Molecular function (GO): cysteine-type deubiquitinase activity
Source: RefSeq, a predicted model, not a curated record